AACUUUAUUUCCCAUGCACCUUUGCGUCACCGUAGUCGGUCGACAAGGCUCCGGUACUGCUGUUUGGUUCGAAAGUGAAACAGGAAGCAAGCUUCGGGUCGUCGAUGGCCAUUAGUCAAUUUUCCUUGUAGCAGCUUGGGUCAGCUUCGAUGGAUACUUUUCCCUUUACGAUAGGAGAAGCAAUCUGUUUGGGGUCAAGCCUGGCCUUUUCUGGCCUCUUUUAUUACCUGCACAGGAAGAAAGCCAAGGUGGUGUCCAAAAUCCAGGGGGCUCCGAAGCUCCAGGUGAGUUCAGAUCUUCCCAGCCUUUUGUCUGCCGCAGGUGGUAACUGCCUCCCCUACGUCGUCCUUGAAGGGGUGGUCCAACCGGUGGAAGCAGCUCUCACCAGCCCAUACCACAAGGAGCUGCAGGGAGUGAUUGAGAGGCUGAUCCUGAAGGAGCAUCGAUUGAUCUGGAACAGCCUAGCCCGAAGCUGGACCGACAGUGAGCGGGUGGUGCUGGAACAGCUGCACACCGUCCCUUUUGUCCUCACUUCCCCCACAGACCAAGCGGCCGGAGGGGUGAGUGUGGAACUGCCCCUCCAGGCGGUUGACCUGCCCCUGGAGACCGUCUACGAACGCUUCCAGCAGACCUCCCAUGGCUUCAAAGACCUCCUCAGCCACUACCUGAGUGGGGAGAAGCCCAAGGGCUUCCUGGAGACGGAAGAGAUGCUCCUGGUGGGCAGCAGCCUGACCGGCAUUGGUGAGCUGACCCAGCGCCUGGAUGGGACCCUCUGCCUGCAGCCUCCUUCGAAUGGCGCGGGCUAUUUCCUCUGCCUGGAGGAUUGGCAGACCCUGCUGUCUGGUCUGCAGUCGGCCAGCAGCUUCUGGAAAUGGACAGGCUUGCUGUGCAGCCUGGUGGCCGCGGUGGUGGUCCUGCGGGCCCUUCGCCGAGCGCACCGGAACCGCCGGCUGAAUCGGGAGCGGGAGGCGCAGCAGCGGGAAUUUGAAGACUACCUGCAGAAUCACAACCCGGACGAAGACCUGCCCGCCAACGCCUGCGUGGUUUGCUUGAACAAUCCACGCCAGUGUGUGGUGCUGCCCUGUGGCCACAUCUGCUUGUGCUUCCAGUGUUUCCAGGCCUUGCCCAACCCUUCCUGCCCCAUCUGCCGGGGCCUCAUAGACCGUGUGGUCCCCCUCUAUCAGGCCUAGGGAAGUGGCCUCCAACGCAGUCAGCUGCCCCUCGCUGGUUGUACUAGAGCAGUGUCUCAGUGGUGGCCACUUUUAAGAGGAGUGGACUGCAACUCCCAGAAUUCCCCAGCCAGCCAUGCUCGCUGGGGAAUUCUGGGAGUUGACGUUGACCCGCCUUAAAAGUGGCCACGGUUGAGGCCCACUGUUAGAAACAAGCAUCCCAGUUGUGGGUUGAAGGACAUCCGAUCUACCCUGAGGCUUGUGGGUCUCCCUGGGCACAGCCCCCAAGUUCUUACUCUUGGGAAGCAUGUCCAAAGUUGAUGUCUCAGCAAAGGCGGCCUUGAUCACCCUUCCAGCUUCGCUGUGCUGGAAGAGAUAUUAAAGCAGGGGUCUUCAAACUUGGCCCUUUUCUGACUUGUGGACUUCAACUCCCAGAAUUCCUCAGCCAGGCACACGCGUGCCUGGCUGAGGAAUUCUGAGAGUUGAAGUCCACAAGUCAUAAAAGGGCCAAGUUUGAAGACCCCUGUAUUAAAGAGUCCUUCUGAUUGCUCUCCUAUGGUGCUGAGACCCCAAUCCCAGAAUUUGGGAGGAAUUCUGGAACUUGUAAUCCAAACACAUUUGGAAAGCAUGGUUUUGGGAAAGGCUGAAUUCAUCUAUUGCACGGGGAAUUACCAAGUCCCUAAGCCUGCCUUGCUGGAUUGCAAACUUAAAGCAAUAAUCGCUAUACAAAUAGAGCAUCUUAUCUAAACGGUAGUCGCUGGGUUUUUUAAUUUUUAUUAGAACUCAGUUGUUUACAAACCACACUGGGCAGCCUUUGCUUCAGGAUUUGAACUCUUGAAUGCCAGGGUAGAGGGAUACAGGACAUUAAAUAACCAAGCCAAUUUUGGGUUUCCAUUGACAACGUUGGCCGCCUUGACCGUAUCUUUUUAGACAUUGUCGGCUUCUGGAACCUUCCAAAUCACCUGCUUCUGGGUGGCGCUGAAGCUAGAGGUUCUAGCUAUGAGUUUAGACUUCAAAUCGGCACGAAGCUGGCUGUGUUGGAUUACCUACCUUAAUUUAGAAUACUGUUUCUCAACCUCAGCGACUGUAAGGGGAAUUCUGGGAGUUGACGUCCACAGAUCGUAAAAGCUGCCAUUUUAAAUCCACACAUCUGAAACACUGUGAAGUCCACACAUCUUAAACUGAGUAGGGACUAGAGAUUUCACUGGCAUACAAAUAGGCCCAGGAGCCAAGAUGGGGAUUCACAAUAAAUCAAACGCCUUGGUGCGUGGACAUUUUUUAGCCGAUACCAGCAAAUAACUGUCCGGAGGACUAAGCCCUCAACUUUGCCGAGAACGGUUCCUUUCACGUCGGACCUUUACCGAAUGGCAGAUGGUGUCUAAUCAUACAAGAUUGUGAUUGAUGUUAAUGGCUGGUUCUGCGCUCAUUUUGGAACGGCUGAGAUCUCGCCUCUUGGCAUAUGGGUUUCGGAGGUAGAAGGCCGAUCCCAGAGGGGGUGACCACCAAGAAAGCGAUCUAGCGUGUUCGGCUGAUGGCUUCCUUGACAAGCAAGCUGCUGGCCAACCCUAAUUUCGUUAUCGUCAAGUUUGGGAUGAGCUGCGGACGCCGUCAUUCGUGGUUUGCCCAGUCAAGUGACUCUAUGCACUGCCUUUGUACGCCGAACCGAGCGUUGGAUGGUGUUUAGCAGUUCUGCACACCAGGAAUGUGAAAUCAGGAAUUAUUGAUAAAUUGGCAAAUCCAU
Messenger RNA from Crotalus tigris (Tiger rattlesnake), 2910 nucleotides. Its product is annotated as mitochondrial ubiquitin ligase activator of nfkb 1-A-like. The transcript is spliced from 5 exons. Gene Ontology annotation, molecular function: ubiquitin-protein transferase activity. The coding region runs from base 150 to 1190 and encodes 346 amino acids. NCBI's taxonomy places the organism in Eukaryota, Metazoa, Chordata, Lepidosauria, Squamata, Viperidae. The record is from RefSeq and is a predicted model, not a curated record. Gene Ontology annotation, biological process: protein ubiquitination; organelle organization.